UAAGUGACGACCGCCGUCGCGCCGGAAAUCAGUAAUCACUUUGGAUUAUUCUGCAGCGUAUUCCGAAGCCGAAGAGAAGCGCACGCACGAGUCGCACGAGUCGCGAACAAAUAGCGCGACGCAAAGCGAAAGUACGACAAGGACAAGGACAAGGCUCUCCCUUGGUUGAUGAAUCUUACCGAGGCCAUCAUCGCUGGCGGCUGCCUGAGGCUCGAGGCUUCCCGGAGGAACGAAAUUAGGAAGACAGGCCGGGACAGGAAGAGAGGAAGCACGCCGACAGCAAGCCUGGCGACACGAAGACAAUUAACAAGAAAGCUGAUAACAGAAUUGCUUUUCGAGAGUUGCAUUGACUGUGGAAAAAUGUCUUCCAUUCCGCAGGGUGCUUUCGCAGUAUGGAAAGUCCGCGAUAACGACGAACGCGCUGUUUCCAUGUUCGCGAUGGAGAAAAAUGAGAAGGCUGAAGAGAAGAAAGAGAAUAUAUUUAAUUCGAGGCCUCCUCUAGAAGGUUGGGAACUGACGCCGCUUAAGUACAAUAGCAAGCUGAUGAACAGCAUCUGGGGCUUGUACAAUCGCUAUUCGGUGCACAACUUUAAGAAGAACACCGAUGCCGAGGAGGGGGCCCGCGGUGGGGUGGCCGCGGCGAUCUGGGGUGCCAUUUUGGAUAACCAGCCCCCGGCCGCCAACGCCGCCGCCGCCUCCGCCACCGCGGAAGCCCCCCAGAUUAUGAGGACCGGAAAUCGCCUCUAAACGCGACGCGGCCACGUGACUUCAAAUAACUACUCAGAGAUGAUAGUUGGGAAUGAGAGCGAAUUGUGCAGCUCAUAAUUAUAUAAAGUGGGAUAAUAAAUGUAUAAAUACGCGUAUUUAGAGAAAGUUACGUGUGUAUAACGAAAGGCGUAUUAUAUACUAGUGAUUAUACAUAUGCAAAUUUUAUGAGAGCUCUAAAUGGAAUUUUGACACUUACACUUUGAAUUUUCGUCUCGAUUACGCUAUUAUCAAGUUAUUUCAAUAUUGUUGUCUGUAUAACAUCUUUUUAUUGCAAAGUUAUCUUUAUUACUGUUUCGCAAUAAGACAACUCAAAAUCAAUCGUGCUGCUAUGAUACAUUAUUGCAACAAUAGAAGAAGACUUAACCCAGAGAAGAAGUAUUUUUCUGUUUCGUCUAGGGAUGUAUUCCUUGAAAUCGAAUCAUCUGAUCAAUUUAUCUGGAAUCGAGACAUUUAAAUGCCUUAAAUUUAUUUUUUGCAGGCAAAUAUUUGUAUGAAAAAUCGACAUGUUUCUUUUUAAAUAGUGUCGAUAACGAAAUUGUUGAAAAUUGAGCUACGAUUACGAAAUAUCGCGAAAUAUUCACGAUAUAUGUAGUGACUGAUAAUGAAUCUCAUGUGAUCAUUUAUAUAUUAUUAUAAUAAAAUUGAUAAAUGAAUAAAUCAAA
Messenger RNA from Temnothorax curvispinosus, 1430 nucleotides. RefSeq lists its product as uncharacterized. Lineage: Eukaryota; Metazoa; Arthropoda; Insecta; Hymenoptera; Formicidae. The record is from RefSeq and is a predicted model, not a curated record. The transcript is spliced from 3 exons. Bases 169 to 747 code for a protein of 192 amino acids.